AGGUAGGAAUGCAAUGGGGUGGCAUGGCAACACAACGCUUAUAAAGACACGAGGCACACCCCGCCACCAGCCUCAAGUCUGCUCACUCGCAGACAGGAGCUACUAGCAGCUCUUUGCAGUAAAUAUGCUCAGCCUCAUGAAAUUACCAAGAGUCGUCACCAUCAAUCAAGUGCCCAAAGUUUUCCAUGAGGACAGCAUCAUCUCUGGCUACCGUUCCCCUUGCAGCUCAGCCAUGGACUGCAUUUUCAGCCUCUUUCAGCUGACGAAUGAGACCCUCAACAUCUGGACCCACUUUUUGCCCACCUGGUACUUCCUCUGGAAACUAAUAAGCGUUGUGCUGAUCCAAACUGCAUGGCAGCACACCUUCACCUGGCCUCUGGUGGUCUUAAUCAUUUCCAGCUGCAUAUAUCCACUGGCAUCCAGCUGUGCUCACACCUUCAACAGCAUGUCGGAACGGAUGCGACACAUGUGUUUCUAUAUUGACUAUGGAGCCCUUAGUCUCUACAGCCUGGGUUCUGCUGUUACAUAUUCAGCUUACGUGUUCCCGGACAAAUGGGUAAACAGCAUCUUCCACCAGUGCUUCAUCCCUUUUGCUCUACUUAACUCGAUGAUAUGCACUGGCCUGGCCUGCUACUCCAGGCUUGGAUUACCAUUUCUUCAUCAUAAUUAUGAUGUUGUAAAGAGAUUCUCCGAGUGCCAGAGUCCAAGGUUCAGCAAAGUACUCCGUGUUGUUGCUUUUGCCUACCCCUACCUGUUUGUCAGCAUUCCACUCUUCUACAGGCUGUUCCUGUGUGAAGGAGAAGACUGCACAGACAACGACACCAAUGUCUUCCACUCCACCCACAUUGCAUUGGCUUUCCUCACUGGCUUUCUGUUUGCGACACAUUUACCUGAGCGCCUUGCACCUGGCAGCUUCGACUAUAUUGGUCACAGUCAUCAACUUUUCCAUGUCUUUGGCAUUCUUGGGACCCACUUCCAGGUGAUGGCCAUUGAGGAAGACAUGGUGUUACGACGUUCCUGGCUUCUUGACCACUCCCUACCCAUCACCUUUGCCAACUCAAUGGGAGUAACACUAAUUGGUCUGCUGGUCAACCUAAUCAUCAUCAUCCUCUUCAGCCUACCUCUCCUCUCCAAACCAGUCGAUCAGCAAAAGAAACAGAAUAGACAGGCAAAGGCACAUUGAACACAAGCUUGCAGUUGUUGCUACAUCACGGGACAGAACUCCAAGCGGGUCUUCAGAUAACCUGACAUCUCAUAAUAUGUAUGCAACAUGUUUUUAUUGGAACCUGAUAAGCUGUCUAUGUGGAUCUUAAGAUUCCAUCUGUACUGAGCACAUGGUGAUAGUUGGUCUUCAGAUCACUGUGAUGACUGCUGUUGGAUGUGAUACAAAUUGAUGAUCUGCAUAAGUUACAUAAACAUAACAGAAAUAGCCAUAAUAUAAAUAAACAAUAUUAGGAUGUGGAAUAAUGUUUCUUAAAACCAAAGGCACGCUUUUAAAUGUUGCAACGUAGCUUGAUUACAAAGAAACAUUUGUAUGAAACCAUCGCAUAUUUGAUUCCCUGAUUUCUCUGAUAUCCGCACAUGGGAAAACUGAAGAGUUGAAAGGGGCAAAAUAAUGAAACUAGUCCUGUAAUACAGUAUGUAUUUUGUUUACUACAUUGAAAGCUCGACCUUUUCAUUUGUUAUGAAGCUUAUACACCACCUAUGACAUUUUACACUGAUUGUUCUUGUGAUAAUUGUUUGUAAUAAUCUUAAUUAUUGUAAAUGUAAGCUUAAUUAUAUAAUGUUUUGUGAUGAUUUAAAAUAAAAUGAAAUAAAACAAGUGUUUUACUGGUGAAAUGAGCUGUACAGAGAAAGCUGUGUAGCGUGUAUGUGUGUGUUUAUGCAUAUGUAGUCAGUAGCAUAUGAUCAGAAUGACAUAUAAUCAGAAAUAAAUUAUCGAUCAACA
Phyllopteryx taeniolatus (common seadragon) is the source of this 1948-nucleotide messenger RNA. It is a transcript of the gene paqr5b, whose product is annotated as progestin and adipoQ receptor family member Vb. Bases 125 to 1183 code for a protein of 352 amino acids. Gene Ontology annotation, molecular function: signaling receptor activity. Gene Ontology annotation, cellular component: membrane. The record is from RefSeq and is a predicted model, not a curated record. NCBI's taxonomy places the organism in Eukaryota, Metazoa, Chordata, Actinopteri, Syngnathiformes, Syngnathidae. The transcript has 8 exons.